Molecule: messenger RNA, 1097 nt
Organism: Vigna umbellata (rice bean)
Lineage: Eukaryota; Viridiplantae; Streptophyta; Magnoliopsida; Fabales; Fabaceae
Product: late embryogenesis abundant protein 47-like
Source: RefSeq, a predicted model, not a curated record
GUAUAUAAAUCCCUCUUAUCCCAUCAAUCCACACCUCUUUAAUUCAAAAAAUUAAUACAAAAAGGUUUAAGUGAGAUUGGUGUCCAACAAUUAAAAAGAUGAGUCAAGAACAGCCAAAGAGGGAGGAUUUUCAAGAAGAGGCUAUCACAUACGGAGACGUCUUCAACGUUCAAGGAGAUCUCAAAACCAAACCGAUUGCACCGGUUGACGCCGCCACCAUGCAAAAGGUGGAGAGUCACCUCCUUGGUAAGAACCCGAAGGGUGGCGUCGCCGCCGCGAUGCAAUCCGCGGCCAUGAAAAAUGAGAGAGAUGGGGUGGUCGGGCACAACGAUAUUAACAUAACUGCCACUGGUGCUAGUGUGAAGGAGACCGAUGCUCCGGGGAGGCAAGUGAUAUCGGAGUCCGUUGGUGAACAGAUGGUGGAGCAAUUUAGCAAAAAGGCGCCACUGACGUCAUCUUCUCCUGUUCAAGACAUGGGCAUUGGGGGCGGUGGGAUCACCAUAGGUGAAGCGCUGGAGGCCACGGUUCUCACGGCGGGAAAGAAGCCGGUGGAGUGGAGCGAUGCCGCGGCGAUUCAAGCUGCGGAAGUGAGAGCCACUGGGCGCACCAACAUUGUCCCCGGAGGCGUUGCUGCGGCGGCGCAAUCAGCCGCCACUCUAAAUGCUCGGAUUACAAAGGAAGAGGACAAGACGAAACUCGCAGAUAUUCUGGCGGAUGCGACUUCGAAGUUACCGUCAGAUAGAGCAGCGACUCGGAGAGAUGCUGAAGGUGUGACGGGUGCAGAAAUGAGAAAUGAUCCCAACCUCACUACUCAUACUGGGGGUGUGUCCGCAGCCGUGGCUGCUGCUGCUAGGCUUAACCAAAUGAUCAGUAACUAGUUCUAUACCAUAUAUGUAUAUUAUCACCAUUGCCCAUUUUGUAAGUGAUUCAUUUUUUUUCUUUUCUUCGUGGAGAACUGAAGAACCUAAAUUUUAACUCAACGAGUCCUCUGACCAAAUGUUAAGGAGCUCGCCCAAUUCUUUUAUCUAACCGUGCUAGUUUUCUUCAAAGCAAUGCGUUCAUAUUUUAUUUCUGCUUUCAUUUGUUUGGAAUGUGUA